Populus trichocarpa (black cottonwood) is the source of this 1047-nucleotide messenger RNA. RefSeq lists its product as uncharacterized. NCBI's taxonomy places the organism in Eukaryota, Viridiplantae, Streptophyta, Magnoliopsida, Malpighiales, Salicaceae. The record is from RefSeq and is a predicted model, not a curated record. The transcript has a single exon. The coding region runs from base 287 to 862 and encodes 191 amino acids.
UCUAAAACUGGGCCGAUAUUAGCCCAAUAUCAAUCACAUUGAACUUUUUAGUAAGUCCAUUUAAAUACAUUUGUGAGAGUGGUAGGCCCAUCCACAUGAAAGAAUUUUACAAUGACAAAACUACCCAUUAAUAAAAUACACGUAGCACUCACUGCGCCAAUCGCUAACUAACAACUCCCGCCACAAAAAAGAAGAAAAGAAAUACCUGAAAGGCGGAGAGUUUUUGUGCCUUAUCCAAACAAAAUAACACGCACUAAAAGAGAACAACUUCACCAGAAAUCUAACAAUGGCUACACCACCAUCUUCACCCUCUCUGCAACUCUCAACAACGGCAGCAGCAACUCAUUUCCCGAUCAGAUCCCACGUGCCCAAACACUCCUUCACCACCCGUGCGACCACAGAUGACAACAAACCAGGCACAACCCAAGAACCCGAUUCCAAACCCGGGUCCGCAUCUGAUGAUCAAUUUGAGAGCCGCCUGUCCCAGGUUCGACUCCGAUACCGAAGCGGGACCGGCAAGAAAGCAGAGCUCCGGAAAGCUAAGAAAGGGAAAUCCUCAUCCGGGUCUGGGUCAGGAAUGUACCUUCCUCCAGUUCCUUUAAAAGAAUCGGUUUCUGGUGGAUUAAAAGUGGAACUCGGGUUUAGCCCGUAUAGUGAACGGGUAAACGGGAGGAUCGCAAUUCUGGGGUUAUCAGCUUUGUUAUUAGUAGAGCUUGCAACGGGUAAAAGUGUAAUCAACUAUCACACACCAGCAAUUGUGUUGAUUCAGGUUUAUUUUGUAACCGCGGCUACUGCUUUGUAUGUUAAGUACGAGAAAGAGAAAGUUAGCAUCUGGCCUGAAUCCGCCCCUAGUAAGGAUUGAAUAAAUGAGUAAUUUGUAAACAAAAACAAAAAUUAAUGUCUUAACACUUGUUUUGUAAUACUAGUUUGUUGUUUUGGAGCCAAAUUUAGGUUUUUAUUUGUGACGUUGUUAAGGUUGGUUGUGGUAAUACGCUUGUUUAUCCGUUCAUUCAUUUAUUUAUGGAUGAGGCAGAUAGACAUUUCCUA